Ostreobium quekettii is the source of this 465-nucleotide messenger RNA. Lineage: Eukaryota; Viridiplantae; Chlorophyta; Ulvophyceae; Bryopsidales; Ostreobiaceae. The record is from the annotation of a GenBank genome assembly.
AUGGGCCUGAAGAAGUCGAGCGCGGCGGCGACGAUCAACGGUUGGUCAACGCUGUCAACGGGGGAUGUUGACCACGGUGUUGGGCGCGGUGACCCCGCGGCGCCCCGAUCCGGCCGACUGGAGGCCUUCCUCGGCAGGCACCGGAUCCUGGCGGCGCUCCUGGGCUGGGCGGCCGAAAAACGAAUGAUUUUUCCAAUUGCUGGAAAGUCGAGAAAGUCGAAAACAAUUUCGGCGAACUCGGGGUUCGGCAGUGUCAAGGGUGGGAAGGGUGAGAUUGGGUUGAAGCGCGAGAAGGCCGCGCGGUGCAUCGACUUGGCCAAGUACGUGUCCGCCGGCAAGGCCAGAGGGAGCGAUCCAAAUGGGAUGGUGUACGAGGAGGAGGCAUGCGGGGAGAGGGGCUUGACGGUGGAUCGGGGGGCCAUCGUGGACACCGCGCCGAGCGCCUGGGUGUCCUGCAGCGCUUGA